CUUCGAUCAACAAAACGGAAGUGUGGGUCGCUCGCGUUUGGUCGCAGAAAGGUGGGGCACUUCAGGUUUGGCUGUGGUGGAGCCGUCCCAAAAUGCUGCCGAAAACCCAUGCAUCCUUCCGUUUAUUAGCCACUGCAACGCUGGAACCGCCGGCCCACCGUCAUCGAUGAAGGGUCCUAUCGAACCGCCACAUGGUCCAGCACUCAAGGGCAACCCAAGUUCAGACCAAAAGUAAGGCAACAUGGCAUCCAGUAUCGUGACCUCCCACUGUAUAAAGCAAAUGGAUUCUCCCACCGACGUCUUGCGGUUCUUUCUUCCUGUUCCCCAAACAAGUUACUCGCUUUUCCACCUUCUGCCAUCCAAGUCAAAGCACCUUUGUGGCAACACCGCAAACAACACACAGCCUCAACAUACACACACCUAAAAGCGGUUAUCAAUCCGCUCCUACCAUUCCAGAACUUCCAUUCUUCAAUUUACAACCACACCUCAUCGAGAUGGCGAGGAAUUGCCCAAAGAAGGCCGUCCACUUCGGUGCUGGCAACAUCGGUCGCGGUUUUGUCGCCUGUUUCCUUCACAACUCAGGUUAUGAGGUCAUCUUUUCGGAGGUCAACGACACAACUGUGUCGAAGCUGAACACCCAGAAGAGCUACCGGGUGAUUGAAGUCGGGACCGACGGCACGUCGGAGACAACCAUUACAAACUACCGCGCCAUCAACUCAAGGACACACGAAGCUGAGCUGGUGCGGGAAAUUGCCACUGCCGACCUAGUUACCUGCUCCGUCGGCCCUCACAUCCUCAAGUUUAUUGCCCCGGUCAUCGCCAAGGGAAUUAAUGCGCGAUCAACGGAUCUGACACCUGUCGCCGUCAUUGCCUGCGAGAAUGCUAUCGGCGCCACCGACACACUUGCCGAAUUCAUCAAGGCGCCCGAGAACACAAACCCUGAGCGGCUCGCUGAUUACGACAAGCGUGCGCGGUUCGCCAACUCGGCCAUUGACCGCAUCGUUCCGGCUCAAGAUCCCGAUGCCGGCCUGGAUGUGAAGUUGGAGAAGUUCUACGAGUGGGUCGUUGACCGCACCCCGUUUGCCGACCACUCGCCACCGGACAUCAAGGGCAUCAAGUGGGUGGACAAUUUGCAGCCCUACAUCGAGCGCAAGCUGUACACGGUGAACACGGGCCACGCCACUGCCGCGUACCACGGCUACGUCAGGCGGAAGAGCACCGUCUAUGAUGCGCUGAAGGACCGCGAGAUCGCCGAGGAAGUGAAGAAGGCCCUCGCGAACACGGCCGACCUUAUCACGGAGAAGCACGGCAUCCCGCAGGAGGAGCAGAAGGCGUACGUUGACAAGAUCGUCAGCCGCAUCAGCAAUCCGCAUCUCGAGGAUGCCGUCGAGCGGGUCGGUCGCGCACCGCUGCGCAAGCUUAGCCGCAAGGAGCGCUUCAUCGGCCCGGCCGCCGAGCUGGCCGAGAACGGCAAGGAUUGCAGUGCACUGCUGGACGCGGCCGAGAUGGCGUUCCGCUUCCAGAACGUCGAGGGCGACGAUGAGUCCUUCCAACUGGCCGAGAUCAUGUCGAAGAACGAACCUGAGCAGGUCGUCCGCCAGGUCUGCGGUCUGCAACCCACCGAUAAGCUCUUCCCCCAGGUCGUCGAGGUCGUUAAGAAAGUCCAAUCCGACGCCAUGUCCGAGUAAGGUGGUACUGCAGCGCAUGCAGUUGACGGUGUGAUUUCUUCAGUUUGGUUUCCGUUGGGCAAUGCGGGGGUUCCGGGUCGUUUUGGGAUUUAGCCUGCACCUCCCCAGUGGGGUGGACGUGGAUUGGUUACGUAGCGACGGCGAGGAGGCGCAUGGUCCUGGCGUUUACUUUGGUUUAACUCGUCUUUUUCCGGAUUCAGGGUCCAAGUUCAUUUGGGAUGGAGACACAGAUGCGAGCAUGGGAAUGGGAAGGAUGAUAGAUUGGGAUUCAUGGUCUCUCUGGAGUAGAUAAACGGUAGCUUUCGCGUUCUACGCUCACCUGGAUAGACGAACAAUGGAGUGUUCAAUCCCACAAGCCGCUGGCCCCUU
Molecule: messenger RNA, 2057 nt
Organism: Chaetomium strumarium
Lineage: Eukaryota; Fungi; Ascomycota; Sordariomycetes; Sordariales; Chaetomiaceae
Product: mannitol-1-phosphate dehydrogenase
Exons: 2
Coding region: 495-1688 (397 amino acids)
Biological process (GO): mannitol catabolic process
Cellular component (GO): cytosol
Molecular function (GO): mannitol-1-phosphate 5-dehydrogenase activity
Source: RefSeq, a predicted model, not a curated record